Didymodactylos carnosus is the source of this 789-nucleotide messenger RNA. The record is from the annotation of a GenBank genome assembly. Lineage: Eukaryota; Metazoa; Rotifera; Eurotatoria; Philodinida; Philodinidae.
AUGAAUUUAUUGACUUUAAUCGUCUGCGUCCUAAUUCCUAUUUAUACAAAAGCUUGGUGGCAUCCAAAACCGUUGACAACGUGGACGUGGCAAUUGCAAGGAACUAUCGAUACCACAAAAAAUGUUCAAAUGUACGAUAUUGAUCUCUUUGAUACGCCAAUAGCCACUAUAUCAAAAUUAAAACAAGCAGGACGAACUGUUAUUUGUUAUUUCAGCGCUGGAAGCUUCGAAAAUUGGCGUCCGGAUGCAUCAAAAUUUCCAAAAUCAGUUCUCGGAAGUGUCAUGGAAGAUUGGUGUGAUUCUUCCACUCAAUGCGAAUGGUGGUUAAAUAUUAAACAAGCGAAUAUGGCUAUCAUAGGACCAAUAAUGCAGGCUCGCCUUGAUCUGGCUAAAUCAAAAGGAUGUGAUGGAGUGGAACCAGAUAAUAUCGAUGGGUAUACGAAUGAGAAUGGCGUCAAGUUAACGUAUGCAGAUCAGUUGGCGUAUAAUAAAUGGUUAGCUCAAGAAGCACAUAAAAGACAAUUGUCAAUUGGUUUAAAGAAUGAUCUUGAUCAAAUCCCUGAGCUCGUUGGUUCAUUCGACUGGGCUCUUAAUGAACAAUGUUUUCAAUACAAUGAAUGUAACAAGCUACUCCCUUUUAUCAACGCUGAUAAAGCUGUUUUCAUUUGUGAAUACAAAGGUUCAACAAAUACGUUCUGUCCAAAAUCAAAUCAAAUGAAAUUCAGUACAAUCAAAGCUACACUAGAUCUGAAUGGUAAAAAUAUGGCUUAUUGUUUAACUACCGUAUAA